Fusarium vanettenii 77-13-4 is the source of this 906-nucleotide messenger RNA. RefSeq lists its product as uncharacterized. The coding region runs from base 1 to 906 and encodes 301 amino acids. Lineage: Eukaryota; Fungi; Ascomycota; Sordariomycetes; Hypocreales; Nectriaceae. Gene Ontology annotation, molecular function: oxidoreductase activity. The record is from RefSeq and is a predicted model, not a curated record. The transcript has a single exon.
AUGACCGGAAGCCCUCUAAGAUUCGAUGGACGCGUCGCCAUCGUGACCGGUUCAGGUCGAGGCCUAGGUCGCGAAUAUGCCCUCCUUCUCAGCCGUCUCGGUGCCUCCUUGGUGAUAAACAGCACCACUUCUUCGACCGCAGAGGCGACUGCCAAGGAAAUCACUGAUGCUGGUGGCAAGGCCGUCGUUCAUAUUGGUAGCGUCGCAGACCGUGAGGUUGCCGACGGAAUCGUCAAAGUUGCCAUCGACAACUUCGGACGCGUCGAUAUCGUUAUCAACAACGCCGGUGGAGCCGAUGGCGGUGACUUUGACCAGACUUCUGACGAUAAACUCUGGAGCAUGCUUGGGGUUCACGUGGGAGGCUCCUGGAACGUCACUCAGGCAGCUUGGCCACACAUGAAGAGUCAAAAGUUUGGUCGCGUUGUCAUGAUCGCAUCGCCCGUCAUGUUUGGCAGCGCUCAACAGUCAACCUACGGAGCUGCCAAGUUGGCCCUUAUGGGGUUGGCCAAGUCUAUCGCCAUCGAGGGCAAGGAACACAAUAUUCUGGUCAAUACGGUUGCUCCCAUGGCCUACACGCCUGGGUCUGCUGCCUUUGUUACGGAUGAGCAGACGCAGGCCUUUAUGGAGGCCAGCAUGCCCGCCAGCGAUGUGGCUACCACGGUGGCGUGGUUGGCUCACGAGAGCUCCGAGGUCAACGGUGAGACCGUCGCAGCGGUUAACAGGCUUAUUACUCGCAUCUUUCUGGCUGAGAGUAAGGGCUACUUUGGACCCGCGGACCAGGAUUGGACUGUUGAGUCUGUGAGGGACAACUGGCAGAAGGUGAUGGAUGUGACGGAGUUUGCUGUCCCUACUGAUAUGGCGGAAUUUGGUCCCAAGAUCUUUCAGCGACUUGCUACGCACCAGUGA